Uranotaenia lowii is the source of this 678-nucleotide messenger RNA. Its product is annotated as UPF0545 protein C22orf39 homolog. The transcript has 3 exons. NCBI's taxonomy places the organism in Eukaryota, Metazoa, Arthropoda, Insecta, Diptera, Culicidae. The record is from RefSeq and is a predicted model, not a curated record. Bases 146 to 622 code for a protein of 158 amino acids.
GUACUAAACUGUGUUCUUAAAUUUAUUCGUGUAAGGGCUAACAACACCCAGACUCAAAAACGUAACGCCUCCCCCUGCCAAUGUUUACAUAAUUUUUGCAUUCCUCCCGCACCGGUGAUUCCGAAAUUUUCCGCAUCAGGACACCAUGGCCCCACAGUUAACGGAGAUCCCCCCGGAACCGAAAACUCCCGAGGAACACGAAGUUUUCCGGAACCUGUGGUCGAUACGACCAUGUUUCUUCUACAACGAAGAGUUUGACGAUUGUACCAGCAUCAAGGCUCGCUUCCAUCAGUACUUCAUCCAUGGCGAGAGCAUCGAUUGUAACCAAUGGAAGAGGGACUUCGACAACUGUGUACGCUUUGAGAAGAACCCUCGGGACACCAAAAGCGCAAUGGAACUAAUCGAAAGCGAACGCAAUCGACGGCAGGAACGAUUGAAGGCACACUUCGGCAACGAUGUGUGGAGGAAAAGAGAAAAGGUACCGGAAGAUUGGUCCAAACCACUGCCAGAACAUCUCACCAAAGAGUACGAAAAUUCCUACCUGGAGCUAAAAUCGCGAGAAAUGCGUGGGGAAGUGGAACCUUCAAAAGACGACGGCCGAUCGAUGUGUGUCAUUAUGUAGCACAUACUUUAUUAGAUAUAGCGAUAAUAUUAAAGUUUAAAAUGUUUGUCAAUUCA